CUCUACAUCAGUUCCCUCUGUAAAUAGGUUGAGGCGGUAGCCACAGCACCGACAGUCACCAUGGUUCAAUUCAAGAGCAUCAUCGCCCUUCUUCCCCUCUUCCUCUCCGCCUCUCUCGCCUCUCCCUCCGCCAGGAAUAACCUCGAAAGCCGCGAAAGCUGCGAGUACACCUGCGGAAGCACCUGCUACUGGUCUAGCGAUGUCAGCGCAGCUAAGGCCAAGGGAUACUCUCUUUACGAGUCUGGGGAUACUAUUGACGACUACCCGCACGAGUACCACGACUAUGAGGGGUUCGACUUCCCCGUCAGCGGCACAUACUACGAGUAUCCUAUCAUGAGCGACUACGAUGUUUAUACUGGUGGCUCGCCUGGAGCGGAUCGCGUGAUUUUCAACGGAGACGAUGAAUUGGCGGGUGUGAUUACGCAUACGGGUGCUAGUGGUGAUGACUUUGUGGCUUGCUCUUCCUAGGAAGGUGUGGUGUAAUUAGAGUGGUGUUAUGUGGAAUGUCAUGUUGAUGAUAGAGACAGAGUUGCAUAUUGUGUAGGGCACAGACUUGCGAUUCUAAAGCGAGAAAGAAAGUAGACUGGUAAGGGUGGGAGUUUCUUAGGAAGGGUAAACUGCGGUCGCAUUACUUUCUUUGCUCUACGUGACUUUCGAGAAACUACUGAUGCUCUUGUGCAAUAAAACGCCGGUUGAU
Messenger RNA from Aspergillus piperis CBS 112811, 697 nucleotides. Its product is annotated as ribonuclease Ms. Lineage: Eukaryota; Fungi; Ascomycota; Eurotiomycetes; Eurotiales; Aspergillaceae. The transcript has 2 exons. The record is from RefSeq and is a predicted model, not a curated record. Gene Ontology annotation, molecular function: RNA nuclease activity; RNA binding. The coding region runs from base 61 to 468 and encodes 135 amino acids.